CUCUUGUAUGCAACCGUACCUUCUGGAAGCUUCUUUAUCCGGCUCCUCGCUAAUUUCUGCCGUAGCUUUUUAAAUAUGGAUGCUCAAUCGGAGUUACAAUCUGUAGGUGGCCAGUUGAUGCCAUCCCUUCAUCGGCAUGCACGUGUUCAGGUGGCUAAUCUGAUGCCAGUACUUUUCAACGGGCUGGGCUCCCACAUCACGAUGAUUCCCCAGAAGAAUCUCACAGUGUAUCUGAAGGUUUGCGUCUCCAGUUUUUUGUGCACGGCGAUCCACUUACUAAUUAAAUCAGAUUGGAUGGUCCAAUCCCUUGGUUUACACCAGCUGCAUCGCCUUUAUUAAACUAUCCGUCCUCGCCCUUUAUAAGCGCUUGUUCUCCACUCCGCGUAUGAUUCUCGCCGCCAAUAUCGUCGCCGGUUUCGUCAUCCUCUGGGCCCUGACCGUUUGUGUGGUGGGGAUCUUGUUGUGUCUUCCGGUCAACAAGUUUUGGGACCCAACGGUGCCCGGAUCCUGUCUCGACUCCGCCCAAUAUUACUAUGGCCAGCAAAUCCCCAACAUCUUGACCGAUGUGGUUCUUCUCAUCAUGCCCUUGAAAUGCGUAUGGGCACUGCCAAUCUCUAGGACCCAGAGAGUGCUGCUCUCCGGGGUGUUUGUCACUGGUGGUUUAACCCUGAUUUUCGACAUCGUCCGCCUCGUCGCCAUGAUCAACCUUACACGCUCCGGUCCUGACGUUACGUGUAAGUAUCCACAGUUAAACCAGCCACGGUCAUAUCCACCUGAAUCUUUGCUCACCACUCGACCAAUAACAGACAACCAAGUUCCCGUCGUGGUAUGGACAUGCAUCGAAGCAACCGUGGGGAUUAUCGCCGCCUGCCUCCCUAACCUCAAACCACUCUUCAAACUCAGCCAGGGCAGUUUCUGGUCCCAGCUGCGAUCUGGCACUGGGCACUCCAAUCAGCCUCUCAAUCCGCCGUCGCAGGAUCUCUCCAUGGAAGAGAGCAACUAUGACCCUUAUUUUACCCAGACUAACAUUUAUGCCCGACACAGCGUCUCCAUUCAUUAUAGCAAGCCUUGAGGACUUUGCGUUUUGUUAUCUUUCCUUUGUUCAUCGCAUUGACUGGAAUAGCCCCUUGCCAGUCAGGAUAUCAGCCUUUUACAACCCAACUCUGAACAUAAUCAUUUAUAAUUUGUGUAUAAAAGUUCGUUGUCGCGAGACAAAAAAAAACCCAGGAAGGACAUCUCUUGUAUGUACAUAGCCAAUUGAGCC
Molecule: messenger RNA, 1264 nt
Organism: Aspergillus pseudotamarii
Lineage: Eukaryota; Fungi; Ascomycota; Eurotiomycetes; Eurotiales; Aspergillaceae
Exons: 2
Coding region: 386-1072 (228 amino acids)
Source: RefSeq, a predicted model, not a curated record